Molecule: messenger RNA, 1270 nt
Organism: Salvia hispanica
Lineage: Eukaryota; Viridiplantae; Streptophyta; Magnoliopsida; Lamiales; Lamiaceae
Product: phenylcoumaran benzylic ether reductase POP1-like
Molecular function (GO): oxidoreductase activity
Source: RefSeq, a predicted model, not a curated record
AUUUAGUUGAUCCUCGUCAUCGUGAAACCGCUUUCUUCCGUUGCCGUCACUGCUCCACCGUCACACACUCCUUUCACCCUCCAUCAAGGUUAGAGUUCCUAAUCCUAAUUCGAGCUAAAUUAAGUAUUGCAGAAAAGAGAAAUCGCCUUAUCACUUGACAACCAAACAAAUAUUUCUUCUCCCCAACUCGCCUUCGAAUCCUUCAAAAUGACCGGAAAGAGUAAGAUUCUCAUAAUCGGCGGCACUGGAUACAUCGGAAAAUUCAUCGUCCAUGCCGCCGUCGCCGCUGCUCACCCUACUUUCGUCUUAAUCAGAGACUCCACUCUUUCUAAGCCCCAAAAAUCUGAACUAAUCCAAAGCUUCACAGAUUCCGGCGUCAAUUUCAUACACGGAGAUAUGUAUGAACACGAGAGCUUAGUGAGAGCAAUUAAACAAGUUGAUGUGGUGAUAUCAGCCGUUGGAUACGCUCAGUUGAAUGAUCAGGAUCGGAUUCUAGCUGCUAUUAAAGAGGCUGGUAAUGUUAAGAGAUUCUUUCCAUCGGAAUUUGGAAAUGAUGUUGACCGCGUUCAUUCUGUUGAGCCGGCAACAUCAGUGUUCCAACACAAAGCUCAGUUCCGUCGUGUUGUGGAGGCAGCAGGGGUUCCUUAUACUUACGUCUCGUGCAACUUCUUCGCUGGUGUGUUUAUUAGAACACUGGGUCAGUUGGAUGCCACAAAUCCUCCAAGAGACAAAGUUGUUAUCUUAGGAGAUGGGAACAUGAAAGCUGUAUAUAAUAAGGAAGAAGACAUAGCCACUUACACCAUCAAAGCUGUGGAUGAUCCAAGAACAUCAAAUAAGAUCCUCUACGUCAGACCAGUUGCCAAUACUAUUUCCAUGAAUGACAUAACGACGUUGUGGGAGAACAAGAUAGGCAAAAAACUCAAACGGGUGUAUGUUCCGGAGGAGCAAGUUCUUAAAGACAUCCAAGAAGCCUCAUCCCCUUUAAAUGUGAGACUAGGCAUAAUGCACUCUGUUUAUGUAAAGGGAGAUCAGACCAACUUUGAUAUUGAGCCGUCGUUUGGAGUUGAGGCAUCGGAGCUAUAUCCAGAUGUUAAGUAUACCACAGUCAAUGAGAUGCUUGACCAAUAUGUUUGAAUUAUAACUUGCAAAGCGUUUGUUUUUGUGUGAGACAGACUUAAGAGUUGUGAAUUCAGUUGAGUAAAUUCAAGUGUGAUUGUGUGGAUAUUGAGAUUAGAUAUCAAAUUAUCAAGUCUCCUUGUUACUUGAGCAA